UAAAAUUAUUAAUACGCCUCAUACACAGUAGGUAAGGUGUUGUUAAAGUAGACGCAUCUACUACACAGUACGCAAUAUUUAAACGGUGUUGAAAUCGCGAAAUAUUUAUAACAUACGAGAUAUUGAUAUGAAAUUCACUUUCGGCGAUCAACCAAAAUGGAUUCAAAGAUACAGGCUGAUUUGGAGGUGAUUGCCGCUGGCACAAGAGGAAUUUUGACCUCGCUGGAACAUAUCGAGGCACAUGGAGGGCAUGUUUGCAGAAACCAUGAUGUGCUGUCCGAGAUCGAACAUGACCUGCGGGUUCUAAAUGAACGGGUUACCUCCGCAGAGGAAUCCAUCAAAAGGCAACCAAACAUGGCACAACUGAAACACAGAUUCGACGAGAUACAAGAACAGAUGGAUGAAAUGCAACGAGUUUUCUCCAACGUACAUACUGGGACCUCUGCAAAAAGCGAACGCAUGGAUUCCUACCAUUUACCAAGAUCUUCAAGGGGAAUUUCUCUCCCACAAACUGCAUUAAACAAUCGCAAUGAGAAUGAGGUCCAGAAAUAUUCGACUGGUACAGUGCAAACAAACGUUGAUUCCCAAAGCAGCGAUCGGCAUUUAUCGACUUUAGACCGUGUACGAUUCACACAUAAGCCCGAUUCUACAGGUCCAAACUUACAGCCGACGCAAGAUAAUACAUCUGACGAAUCUGAUACGGAGCACAGUGAUCAAGAAUUAGUACAACAUACGCCGCCCGAACAAACUCGAGUUCGGAAUCAACCUCAAUUAGGUGUCGCACGUCAAGGAUUUCAACAACAAGCAUCCGAGACACUUAUGGAUACAGAGGCAUGGGUUGCAUUAGCAAACAGGGAGUUAGUGGAUGCGCGAUUACGCACACAGCCGCUGAGAGCUUUUCAUACCGUCCUGCUACUGGACAUAUCAGAAAGUAUGGCAUCUGGAAAUGCCUGGACCCAAGCAAAACAAUUCGUCAACGAUUUCAUGGAAGGUUUACAAGAACACGACCCCCUUUACCAGCCUACCGGGUUCAAUGAACACGUAGCGAUAGCCACGUUUGGUCAUAAAACCCAGCUGGAUGUAUUGAUGACGACUGACUUUAAAGCAGUUCGAGAUAAAAUAGACAACAUGAUGUUAGGCGGCCCUAGCCCUCUGUACGGAGGACUUAUGCUUGCUGCGGCGGGUGCUUUAUCUGCCCAAAAUGAAGCCCAACUGAUCAAUGGUUACGUUAUGCAUAACAAAAUCAUCGUUGUAACAGAUGGCCGUCCGACUGAGACUUCGAAAACAAUAGGACCUGACGUCGCGGACCAACGCACCCGUGAUCAGACUACUGUGGACAUAAUAAGAGCGAUGAACAUAAUAGACUCUAAACAGGUUUCUAUCCUGUACGUCGGAGUUGGUGAUUACGACAAGGAGUUUUUGGAAAUUUUGACCGCGGACUCGCCAUCCAGUACUGUUUUCACUUACAAAGACGGACGAAGACUUUCACGGCGCAAUUAUCUCUGUAUUAAAGUAUCAUUGAUGGAACUGACACUUGCUCAACUCGGACAUGGACUGGGAACGGAUACUUUGAUGAUAACAGCUCAAGAUAUUGAUGAUUUGCGCAGUAUAUACAUGACCUCACUGAAUUAUCACGAACGAAUGGAAAGGGACAAAAGCCAGAGUAGGGUAGAUACUUACCAUGAGAGCUCCAAUCCCCAGCUGCCGAUGAUUGGUACCCGUGUGGUCAGGGGGGUUGAUUGGAACCAUGGGGACCAGGAUAAGAAUGGACCGGGUACCAUAGUUGGUCAUGCCGUCGAUGAUGCCGUUGUUUGGGUGCACUGGGACGGCAGUACUGAAUUGCAUUGGUAUCCAUACGGGGAUAGAGGCUUUGCUGUCCUUAUUUCUGACGACGAGAGGCAAUUACGUCCCGGCGAAAUACUGGCAGUUGGAUGCCAUGUAAAACCGAUUUCUUACAGGUCUAAAUGCAAAAAUAGAUGGCGUGCAUGCUUGGAACCUUGGAGUUGUCAUUCGAGUAAAUCCACCAAAGGCACACGUGCGAUGGAACAAUGGAAAAAGAGGGGACUAUACCUUCGGCAUUGGUGACGAUGCUGAAAUAGAACUAAGCUCAGCGUCAAGGGAGAAUUGCGUCGGGGAAAUACCAGUGUCAAGAAAAGCAAAACGGACGAAGAAUAAAAACAAACAGAUAGAAAAUACCUGAUUCAUUUGUAAUGUCACAAUACAUGGUGACAUUAUCAUCAAUAAGACUGGGCAUGCUUACUAAUUUCUGUGAUACCUGUGAAUUACAAUGAUGAGUUAUUUGACAUGUCGCGUAUUAUAUUUACUCAUUUAUAUGUUUAUCGCUAUUAUUAUUAUACUAGAAUAUGUAUUCUGAGUUCAAUAAUAAAAACUUCACAUGUAAAUAAAACAAACACUAUAAUUGUAUAAUAAUAUUGUUAUUAUUGAA
This is a messenger RNA of Dreissena polymorpha, 2446 nucleotides long. RefSeq lists its product as uncharacterized. NCBI's taxonomy places the organism in Eukaryota, Metazoa, Mollusca, Bivalvia, Myida, Dreissenidae. The transcript is spliced from 18 exons. The coding region runs from base 157 to 2085 and encodes 642 amino acids. The record is from RefSeq and is a predicted model, not a curated record. Gene Ontology annotation, molecular function: ubiquitin-protein transferase activity; metal ion binding.